AUGGCAGCCGUCGCUUCAUCGCCGCCUCUGGCGACCUUGCUUUCGACACUAACUACAUCCCUUACAUCAACUGCCAACUCCCUCCCUUCUGCUCCUCCACAAUCGACGUCGGGACUAUCACUUCUCGAUAUCAAGAAUGAUAUAUUCUUAUCAUAUCUCCAUCAUUUAUCGUACCUCCUACUAUUUCGGAUACGGAACCGAUCGCUAGGUAUUUCUGGCUCUUCGGAAUCGGAGAAGGACGGUGAUACUACCACCAAUGGACAAGACGUUGAUACCACUGGCGCUGAAGACCUAUUGUCGACGCUUGCGACACUCCGGUUGUGGUUGGAAAAGGGUAUCAAACCCUGUGAGAAUAAACUCAAGUACCAAAUUGAGAAGGCAUUGAAAGCAGCGAGUGAAUGGGAAAGGGAAAAGGUUCGAUUGGAGAAGGAGAAAGAAGAGCUAGAAGAAGAUGAAGACGAGGAUGAUGAUGAUGAGGAGGAUGGUGAAGGUAGCGACGACGGUGAAGACGAAGAAAUCGAUUCCGAUGAAGAAAUAACUUCAGAAUCAGACUCAGAACUUCCAAAAACCCUAAACUACGACUCCGACGACCUCUCUUCCAAACCCCGUUCAAAUUCAAAAUCCACACCAGCAACAGCAACCCUCAAAAACGCGCUAAGCUACCGUCCAAACCCAUCUUCACUCGCAAAACCGGCGUCUGCAUCACUACCUUCCAAAAACAUGGAUAACUCCGCAAAAGAAGGAGUAUACAGACCACCAAAACUUAACCCCGUAGUCAUGCCAUCCGCACCAUCCACGCAUGAACUCAAUAACGAUCCAGAUGCUAAACAAAGAGGUGGAGAAGGAAGGAAACAAAAGGCCAGAGUUAUCGAUGAGUACCUCUCAUCCAUGCCUGGUGCCGCACCGGUAGCGGAACCAAGUAUUGGUUCCAACGUCGGGAGGUUAGGACGUACAAAGACCGCACGGGAAAGAGAUCAGGAACGUGAACGACGAGAUUAUGAGGAAUCUAACUUUGUGAGAUUACCUGGUAUGAGUAAGAAAGAAAAGAAGGAGAAGGCUAGACGAGAUGCCGGGAGGGGUAGAGAGUGGGGUGGUGAGGAUUGGGGGAGUUUGGAGAAGGGUAUGGGGCUGGAUAGGAUUGAAAGAUUGACGAAGAGGAAGGAUGGAGGUGGAAUGUUGGCUAGGAGUAGGAAGAGAGGGGCUGAUAUUGAAGGAGAAGCUAGGAUUGGUGAGAGGUUUGAGAAGAGGAGAAAGGUGGUUGAUAGAGAUAGGAGAAGGAGGGGUUAG
Orbilia oligospora ATCC 24927 is the source of this 1287-nucleotide messenger RNA. RefSeq lists its product as uncharacterized. The record is from RefSeq and is a predicted model, not a curated record. Gene Ontology annotation, biological process: maturation of SSU-rRNA from tricistronic rRNA transcript (SSU-rRNA, 5.8S rRNA, LSU-rRNA). Gene Ontology annotation, cellular component: small-subunit processome; nucleolus. Lineage: Eukaryota; Fungi; Ascomycota; Orbiliomycetes; Orbiliales; Orbiliaceae. Bases 1 to 1287 code for a protein of 428 amino acids. The transcript has a single exon.